Messenger RNA from Melopsittacus undulatus (budgerigar), 4288 nucleotides. It is a transcript of the gene PLAA, whose product is annotated as phospholipase A2 activating protein. The transcript has 14 exons. The record is from RefSeq and is a predicted model, not a curated record. Gene Ontology annotation, biological process: proteasome-mediated ubiquitin-dependent protein catabolic process; ubiquitin recycling. The coding region runs from base 54 to 2435 and encodes 793 amino acids. NCBI's taxonomy places the organism in Eukaryota, Metazoa, Chordata, Aves, Psittaciformes, Psittaculidae. Gene Ontology annotation, molecular function: ubiquitin binding. Gene Ontology annotation, cellular component: cytoplasm; nucleus.
UUUCCGCUAGUGGGGGUGGUUGCUGUGUCAGAACGCCUCGGCUGCCUCUGGCCAUGGCGAACGACGGUGGCGCGUACCGGCUUCGCUGCUCCCUGCUGGGCCACGGGCAAGACGUGCGGGGCCUAACCUGCAGCCUGUUUCCGCCGGGCGGCUUCGUGUCUGUCUCCCGGGACCGGACUGCGCGGCUCUGGGCUCUUGACGGUCUUAACAGGGGGUUUACUGAAAUCCACUGUAUGAGUGGCCACACAAAUUUUGUAUCCUGCGUAUGCAUCAUACCUCCAAGUGAACUCUAUCCUCGUGGCCUGAUUGCGACUGGUGGCAAUGAUCAUAAUAUUUGCGUUUUCACAAUUGACAACCCAGCUCCUCUUUACAUCCUUAAGGGUCAUAAGAACACAGUUUGCAGCCUUUCAUCUGGAAAAUUUGGCACGUUAUUAAGUGGAUCGUGGGAUACAACGGCCAAGGUCUGGUUGAAUGACAGAUGUAUGAUGACAUUACAGGGUCACACAGCUGCAAUAUGGGCAGUAAUAAUACUGCCUGAACAGGGAUUAAUGUUGACUGGUUCAGCUGACAAAACCAUUAAACUGUGGAAGGCAGGCAGAUGUGAAAGAACAUUCACUGGACAUGAAGAUUGUGUAAGAGGUUUAGCUAUUCUCAGUGAAAUGGAAUUCCUUUCCUGUGCUAAUGAUGCUACUGUUCGAAGAUGGCAGAUCUCUGGCGCGUGUCUGAAUGUGUAUUAUGGACAUACAAAUUAUAUAUACAGCAUCUCUGUCUUCCCUCAAUGUAAAGGUUUUGUGACUACUGGAGAGGAUAGAUCUCUUAGAAUCUGGAAGAAAGGGGAAUGUGCUCAAACAAUCAGACUCCCAGCUCAGUCUGUAUGGUGCUGCUGUGUGCUAGACAAUGGUGACAUUGUAGUUGGUGCAAGUGAUGGAAUUAUAAGAGUGUUUACAGAGUCUUUGGAACGUACAGCAAGUGCUGAGGAGAUUCAGGCUUUUGAAUAUGAGCUUUCUCAAGCAUCUAUUGACCCUAAAACUGGUGAUCUGGGAGAUAUUAAUGCUGAUGACCUUCCUGGAAGAGAACAUCUCAAGGAUCCUGGAACAAGAGAUGGGCAGACACGGCUUAUUGAAGAUAAUGGGAAAGUAGAAGCUUAUCAGUGGAGUGUUAGUGAAGGAAGGUGGAUAAAGAUUGGCGAUGUUGUUGGUUCUUCUGGAGCCACACAGCAAACAUCUGGAAAAAUUUUAUUUGAAGGAAAGGAGUAUGAUUAUGUUUUCACUAUUGAUGUAAAUGAAAGUGGGCCUUCCUACAAACUGCCAUAUAACAUUACUGAUGAUCCUUGGCUGACUGCAUACAACUUCCUGCAAAAGAAUGAUCUAAAUCCUAUGUUUCUGGAUCAGGUGGCCAAGUUUAUUAUGGACAACACUAAGGGACAAACACUGAGUACAAGUUCUGAAUUUUCUGAUCCAUUUACAGGUGCUGGACGUUAUGUUCCAGGUUCUUCAUCUGGAUCAAGUACGGUACCUGGGGCAGAUCCAUUUACAGGUGCUGGUCGCUAUGUUCCUGGUUCAGCAUCAAAUGAAGUAGCUCCAGUGGGUGGAGUUGAUCCGUAUACAGGAAUGGGCGCCUACCAGUCAUCUGAAGCUAAAGCUGAAAAUAUUUAUUUUCCAAAAAAGGAUGCUGUCACCUUUGACAAGGCCAACCCUUCACAGAUACUGGGCAAAUUAAAGGAACUUAACAGCAGUGCAACUGAAGAGCAUAAGCUUACAGAAGAUGACUUGAUAACCCUAGAAAAAUUGUUGUCUGCAACAUGCAACACCUCUGCAGAAACACCUACAGCACAGCAACUUCAGACUUUAUGGAGAGCAGUUAACUGGCCAGAAGAUAUUGUCUUUCCAGCCCUAGACAUUCUUAGAUUGUCUGUCAGGCAUCCCACUGUGAAUGAGAACUUCUGCAAUGAAAAGGAUCACGUACAUCUUGCCAUCCUCCUUAAAUUUCUGAACCCCAACGGAAAGCAAGCAAACCAGCUGUUGGCACUUAGAGCUCUUUGCAAUUGUUUUGUCAGCCAGGCAGGCCAGAAGCUCAUGAUGGAACACAGGGGUGAAAUAAUGACACAAGCAAUAGAAACAAAAUCAGGCAGUAAGAACAUCCACAUUGCACUUGCCACACUGACACUGAACUAUGCUGUGUGUUUACAUAAAGACAACAACAUUGAGGGCAAAGCUCAGUGUUUAUCAGUAAUCAGCACAGUUAUGGAAGUUGUUCAAGAUCUUGAAGCUGUUUUUAGACUGCUUGUGGCUCUUGGGACGCUGAUCAGUGAUGAUACAAAUGCUGUGCAAUUAGCUAAGGCUCUUGGAGUUGACUCUCAAGUAAAAAAGUAUGCCUCUGUAUCAGAACCGGCUAAAGUAAAGGAAUGCUGUAGGUUUGUGCUUAAUCUGCUAUAAUUGUUUUUAUUUGCACUUGGGAGACACUGUAUGCAGAAAAAAGAUGCUUUAUUCAUAUUUUGUGACAAACUACAAUUGAGAAAACACUGGGGAUGAAUUACACUUGGUUUGUUGCAAGACACAGAGCAAAUAAAACUUUUUACACUGUUUGUCAUUUGACUGCUUUUCUGAGGUCUGUAGUGCACAGGAUCUUUCCUUUUGAUGUAGCUCAGAUCAAAAUAGAUCAAAAUAGCCAGACAAUCUUGCUAUUAAAGGUUACCUAGAUGGCAGUGUAGAAAGUGGCUGUGAUUCUGUGACCAUCAACUCCUAGCAUCCACCUCAGGAAUAUUUCUGCUUUUCAGCACGAGCCUCUUUCUUGACUUUUAUUUUUUAUUUUCUUUUUUGGUUAGGGGAUACGGGGCUCUGUGAAAUGUUCAGUAGCGCUUUUCUCAUACUUACGAGUUAACAGUGGUUAAUAUUAACCCUGGUCAAAUAUUCUGCUAAGGAAAUUACAUAUAUCUCAUUUUGCACCUGCUUUUAUCCACUUCCUUUUGAAAUAGAGCUCUUUUAUGGCUCUUUAAGCUAGAACUAGGUGACUUUUUGAGGGGUGGAAUUGUCAUGUAGAUGUUGCACUUCACUGAUAAAGUGAGUAUCUGUAGCUUGUAAAACGGCUUGAACUUCUACAAUAGCUUUUAACUUCUAAUGACAGGGAUACUCCACCAUUUGAUAGCAAGUAUCUCAUCCCAAAGCAUGUUACAUAAUAGGUUAUUACAAUAAAAGGAAGUAAUUUUGGGGAGAGAAAUUCAGGUUCAGAGAACACACUGAAGAGCAGAAACUGGAAGAGACUUCCUAGAGGUGGUUGAUACCCCAGGCCUAUCCCUGUUUAAGGGGCAUUUAGAAAAUGCCCUCAAUUUUAGCUUUAACAGCAUUAACUUUUGGUCAGCUAUAAAGUGGUCAGGCAGUUGACUAGAUGAUCAGUGUAGGUCCCUUGGAACUCAAAUAUUCUAUUCUAAACUGUACAAAUGUAAAGUCAAGUUUUAUGAAGUAGCUUUAACAUAGUAACUGUGGUGACUGUGAAAAGGGAAAAUAACAUUUUACAGCUAUUUGAGCAGAUCAAGAUGUUCAGCUCAAAAGGGGAUAUGAUGUCCUACAAAUGUUACAUUGGUUUAAAAUUAAGAUGCAAUCAAGAUGGUCAAUGUUCAAGUUACAUUUUUCAUUUGGCUAAUACAGUGGAAAACAUGAAAAAAAAAUUGGCAAGCCUUUCAGAUACACGAGCUCUUUGUCACAAUACUUGUCUGCCUCAUUUGUGCUGGGUGUGAAGGACUGUGUAACUGAGAGCUCUAACUUUUUUUGCUCCAUCCAGUGAACUGUGAGUUACUUCCAGCAGACCUGGUUUCUUAGACGCUUAGUUGCAUACUUGUAGUGCUACAAUUCUUACAGAUUUUCAGGUACAUAUCCUCACAGUCUUGAUUACAGCUUUAGUCACAGGCUUUCUUCAUUUAGUGCAUCGCAGGUUCAUGUAUAAGGCAGUCCAAAAGAUUACUCAUGAUUUACAGUGCUAAACAAUAGAUCAGCCUUUUCUUGGGAAAAUAUCUAAGAGGCUAUCUUUAGGAAACAUGUCUGUGAAAUGAUGUGCCUGUCUAUUGAAUUUUGGUUGCCUAUUAUAUAAUUGUUCUUGAAGCUUGGGCUUUUUAAUGUGCUUUUCAACUGUGUUUGUAGACAUGCUAUUUUGAGAAAUCUAUACUCAAGUAACAUUCUGGUCUUAUUACUGUGGGAUUGCUGUGUUACAGAUUACCUCCUUACCUGAAAAUUGUCAUGAAUUUUCCCAGACCAAAAAUCAAUGUUUGUGUUAAUAAAUACAUUUUGGCAACUCU